AUGCCUCCGGGCACAGGCGCCCACCUUCAACGAGGCGAUCGUACAGGGGAGCAAGUCCUCCGGUUGCCUCUUGGUCAAGCGACCAAUGGACACCAUCGCGCUCGCAGUGUCAAUGGGCAUGCUCAUCAGUACAGUGACACCAGCGACAUGUUUGCCAACUUCUUUGAGCCCGAGCAAGGCAUCGCUGCAGAAGGCAGCACAUCUGCAGGCAUCACUACUCGCAAGAAACGCAAGCCCAACCCCAAGCCAUCAGUGCGACAGAGCCGGCGCGCAAAGUCUGCGACUGUGAGCGAUGACUUGCAGUUUGGCGAGCCAGGAGAAGGCGAGGAAGAGCAUCGCAAGAUCCCGAUUCACUACAUCAGCGAGAAGACCAAGAGGAGCAUCACCUUUUCCAAGCGGAAAGCGGGCAUCAUGAAAAAGGCCUUCGAGCUCUCGACCCUCACAGGCACUCAGGUCGUGCUGCUCGUCGUAUCAGAAUCUGGCUUGGUCUACACUUACACGACUACACGCUUCCAGCCACUGGUCAGCCAUCCUGUCGGACAGGACAUCAUCAAGCAGUGUGUCGCUGGCGAGACUGACUUGAGAUCGCCCACGCUUGCCGCGGAAGCGCCCAGUCGGAUGCAGAACAUGACCAGUCUCAAACCGAUCAGGCCGUCUACGCAGAUACAGGGCGGCCAAGUUGCGUUGGACUUGCGGAACCACACAAGUCAUUCUACCGAAGCUGAGACCCCGCUCGAGCAUUCAGCGAGCACGCCAGUCAGCCUCAACGCUAUCAUGGCUCGACAAGAAAGCGGCAUGCGCCCGCCCUCUGAUCCUUCGCCAUCGCCUCGUACACGGCUUUCGGAUCUGUCGGCUGACAGUCCCUUGGCUCCUCGCCCGAGAUCUCUAUCGACAUCAGGCACGUUUCAGCAAGAUCUCGACCGCGCCAAGAGAGAGCAAGACGCCCAGGGUCAGAAUAGGCUCGUCCGCGUCUACGAACAGUGGCAUCAGUAUACGGACGAUUACAAAUUGCCACACUCGCCGGGCCACGCACAUCCGGCGUCCGCGCCAGUGCAGCAAGGGGCUACCGGCUCGCCAUUGCUCAUCAAAGGCGGCUCAGCGUCAUCCGCAAGACCUAGCUCAUCUCAAGGGGAGCCGUCCAGCUCCGUGUUGAUCGAUCCCAAUCUAGACUCGAGGGCUGUUGCAAUCGAUGCGGGGCCUUCUCCGUCCUCGCCUUCGCGAGUACAUUACGUGCCGCCUGUUCCGCACGCCGAUCUGAUGCCCUCAUUCUUUUCGCGCUACGGUCGAGCACCUCGCACUGGCGUCCUUGCGAUCGAUAGUCUAGGGACUAGCAAGAUACUGGCAGAAACCAAGGAGAUCAUUGCACAGAGUGGCGUGACCGCCAGGAGCGGCGAUCCUGCCCACGUCGAGAUCGACGGCGACCAGCUAGCCGCACUCUACGCAAGUUACGGCGACAAGGUCCGUUCCGUCGCUUCCCGGGCUCCACAGACGCCCGCGGAGCCCGCUAGAACGCCUGCAUCUGAUCGCAGCCGUCGGAGCUCGAUUGAAUCGCCGGCCGCGUGGAAAGCAGCCUUUCUCCAGUCGCGGCCUACAUCAGCAGACAGAACGUCAGCUCUUAUGAACGAUCCAUCCGAGUCGCCUGAUUAG
Mixia osmundae IAM 14324 is the source of this 1647-nucleotide messenger RNA. RefSeq lists its product as uncharacterized. Gene Ontology annotation, biological process: positive regulation of transcription by RNA polymerase II. Gene Ontology annotation, molecular function: DNA-binding transcription factor activity, RNA polymerase II-specific; protein dimerization activity; RNA polymerase II cis-regulatory region sequence-specific DNA binding. The record is from RefSeq and is a predicted model, not a curated record. Bases 1 to 1647 code for a protein of 548 amino acids. The transcript has 2 exons. Lineage: Eukaryota; Fungi; Basidiomycota; Mixiomycetes; Mixiales; Mixiaceae.